GACGACAUUCUGAUCAAGGCUGCGGCGGAUGGUUCUAUGGACUAUUCGGCCUGGCCAGAGCUGCUCCCGACCGUUCUGGCGCGAAUUGAAAAAAUCGCACACACCGAGUUUCCCAUCCCCGCCAUCCCGCCGACGUCAAACCAACCUGCGAGACCUCCCUCCCCACGCUUCCUCGCCCCGCUCCCUUCCUCGGACCCCUUUGAGGCCACAAAUCAAGCAGAAACAUCGUCAUCACAAGGGACAAAUAAGGAGAAUGUCGGCCCGUCCUCCCCAGCAGCCUCUAGGGGUGCCUCGUCGGCGACAGCAUCGAGCCGCCCGGCUCAACAGCAGCCCGCAGCUCCUGCCGCCCUCCCAAAGCCCAUAGCCGAUAUGCUCGAUGAGAUUCUAACCGUCUUGCGCACCGACUUCUCUCAAUACCCGCCACACACAAUACAGAGGCUCGCCGAGUUGGUGCUCCGCCCGCGGCAGCACUACCGCCACCUGGUGCCGUAUCUACAUGCCCUCGAUCGUGUCGUCCACGUAACCAGCGGCGCCAAUAUAUAUCCCCUUCCACCGGCGCUCCCUGACGUGGGUGCCAUGUCUCUGCUGGCGAACGGUGCCGGUGGCAGCGGCACAGGCGAUCUCUCCAACGCCACGGUGGCGGCGAGCACCCUCGGCUCGGAUGAGGCAUUGGGUGGUGCUCUGUUAACGCCGAUUCCGUGGCUGGUUGGCACGGCAAACGGAAGCGAUAGCGACGAGGACAGCGACGCGGGCGGCUCAUCCCCGCUGUCGACGACCGGGAACCCGGCCGAGCAGCUCCAGCUCCAGCAGCAGCAGCAGCAGCAGCAACAACAACAACAACAACAACAACAGCAACAGCAACAACAACAGAGGCAGAACGGCCACCUUGACGGCCGGGUUCGAACGGAGAGCACAGAGACCAUAGAGGGACCCAACGGUAUCGGGAGCAUCGAGACCGUCUCGAUCUCGGUGAACGGCAUCCCGUCCACCGGCGCCGGCGCCGGCGUUGCCCUGGUCACCCAGCGCAGCGUCACCCAGGGCGAGCUGCUGCGCCAGGAACAGCGAGCCGGCCUCGUGCCGCUGACCCAGCUCAACAGGCAACAACACCGGGCGUCGAUCCAAGCACAGCACGGUCCGGGCGGCACAGCAGCCGAAGACGCCACCAUGACCGAAGGCGCCGACGAGGACGAGGACGACGAAGAAGAAGAGGUCCCACACGCGCGUGGACCGCAAGAGAUUGGUCCCGCCGACACGGGCCCCCAGAGCGCCGCGACGGCGAGCUACAUCGCCGGCGCCGGCGGCAUCAGCCCGAUGGACGUGCAGGGGAUCGACGUGGCCGCCGCCGUCGGGCGGAGGGUGCAGUCGCCCCCGAGCCAGCAAGAACGGGGCAACCGCGCCAGCGGCAGUCCCGAAGGAAGCGAGAUCGUCCCCCGCAGCCCCAAGCGCGAGGCGGGCGAGCACCUGGAACCGGAGUCCCCGGCGAAGCGGAGAAAGGAGGGCGAACAGCCCCCUGCCUCGGCAAGCAAGGGCCAGGGCCGAGAUCAAUGGGGAGCUGCAGAGCAGCAGCAGCAGCAGCAGCAGCAGCAUUCUGGCCAGGGCACCGGCCGCACUCUCUCGGACGAGCCCGAGCCCGAGGCCAAAGUCGACCCGAACCGUGACGCGGAGGGGGACGUCCUCCUCUCUGAUGCGGGCGAUGGCGCACGCAAAGAGGAGCCGCUGGCGGCUACGGGGGAUACCACCACCACCGACGGGGCAUCGAGAAGGGCGGACGGCCCCGCCGCAGCAGCUCCAGAGGCGGGUGGUGGAAAGCCGUCGACAGCGAAACGAGGCGAUCCCGAGUCCGGCACCGAAAAGAAACAGGCCGGCGGCUAGUGCUGCCGGCUGUUUUGCUGGAUGAGGCGGCGGCGAAGAUAGCAGCUACUUGAUUGACUGGGUCCAGAUAGUUUAGAUUUCUCUCGAUCCUCCUCUCGCUGGCUUAGGGAGUGAGGCCUCUCUUCUGUCCACGGUUGAGAUCAAUCGGGGGAGCAAGCGUAGGCAAUAGCCAACGCCAAUGAUGGACGUUGGGAUUGUCGAGCGAUGCUAUCUAUGGCCUGUUUUCUUUUUUUUAAAAAAAAAAUUCCAGUGCAGUGUUAUAUGACGUCCAGUGAAGGCUUCUUGGUAACUACAGAGAGAGCGGAUCGGGGUUUCCAACAGGUUGGCACAGCUGGGGACGGGGGAAUAUGCUUCAGGGCGCGGCCGGUUGCAUCAAUCAUGUUAGAACUUAAAUUGAGUGCCUCGACGCUCGUGAAGCGACGAAGACGGGAUAAUUAUCCUAUUUAUUAAUCAUCAUAAUUUCAUUGUUUUCGU
This is a messenger RNA of Thermothelomyces thermophilus ATCC 42464, 2346 nucleotides long. RefSeq lists its product as uncharacterized. Gene Ontology annotation, cellular component: nucleus; cytoplasm; protein phosphatase 4 complex. Gene Ontology annotation, biological process: protein dephosphorylation. The record is from RefSeq and is a predicted model, not a curated record. The transcript is spliced from 3 exons. The coding region runs from base 37 to 1872 and encodes 611 amino acids. NCBI's taxonomy places the organism in Eukaryota, Fungi, Ascomycota, Sordariomycetes, Sordariales, Chaetomiaceae. Gene Ontology annotation, molecular function: protein phosphatase regulator activity.